Exophiala xenobiotica is the source of this 1132-nucleotide messenger RNA. RefSeq lists its product as uncharacterized. The coding region runs from base 158 to 979 and encodes 273 amino acids. NCBI's taxonomy places the organism in Eukaryota, Fungi, Ascomycota, Eurotiomycetes, Chaetothyriales, Herpotrichiellaceae. The transcript has 2 exons. The record is from RefSeq and is a predicted model, not a curated record.
UCUCUGUUUCUUUGAGAGGUCAAGGUCUCAUUCUAUCCCUGUACUCGUAUUCAUCAGCGACUUGCCGUCAGAUCCAACUGACAGUGUGCAGUGCUAGCCAGAAGCUGUGCGCAUGCUACAGACCUGAGAAGAGAAAGCCAGAGAGGGGAGCGACAACAUGGCGACCACUCUCGAUUGUCUGAUGGACUACCUCUUUCCCGUACCCUUCCUUACCAUCAGUAUUUUCUAUUUCGCCCUCGCCUUCCUCAAACACCCACUCCUCCCGCUCACCAACUUCGAAUCCUUCAAGGAAAAGGCGUUCGCGGGUCUGUGGCUCCAAUUCGGCGCGGCCUUCGCUGAGCAAACCCCCCCUCAGAUAUCGACCCUCCUCGCGCAGAGCAAAGGCGUGAUUCUCGACGUCGGGCCCGGUUCGGGCGAACAGCUCCACCGCUUCAGUCAACCCCAAAACAUCACCGCCAUUUACGGCGUCGAGCCGGGCGUCACGUUGCACGACAAACUCCGUGAAUCGGCUGGAGAGGUCGGCCUGGGCGACAAGUACCAUGUCAUCUCGGCCACGGCAGAUCUGGACUCGAUCCUGCCGGGCCUUGUCAAGGCCGGUCUACUGAAAUCGAAUGAGGUGUCGGCACCCGAGGAUUUGCAAUUGUUCGACGAGAUUGUCUGCAUCCGCGUCUUGUGUGGCGUGCCCGAUCUACGGUCCAGUGUGGCCGAUCUAUACGGCCUACUCAAGCCCGGCGGACGGUUCGUCGUGUGCGAGCAUGUGAUGAACAGUAAAUCCACCGCGGCGAAUCUGGUGCAGAGGUUCUGGAUGCUGGUGGGAUGGAAGAGGUUGAUGGGCGGGUGCGAGCUCACGAGAGAUACGCUGCAGGCGAUGCUCGAGGUCGCGAAUGAGAAGGAUGGUGGGUUUGCAAAGGUCGAAAUAAAGCAGGUCGAUGAGCACAGUAUGAUCACCCACAUUGUGGGUGUUUUGACCAAGAAGUGAAAGCAAGAAAGAAAGUUGAUAUUGUGUACGGGUCACACGGAGUGGGCUAUCUGAUAUUCAUGCUGGUUUUGUGUGUGGUGUGUGUGUGUGUGUGUCCUCUCUCAUUCCCUCCAGUUAACUUAAAGUGCCGGCUGUGCAAGGCUUCUGCAUCCA